GAUUGGGCUGACACGUCAGAGCCCACUUUAGAAACUGAACACUAUAUAAACAUCGGUAAUUUGAGUGAGCCCUAGAAUUCAAUUUUAUUCCUAAUCAAAUCAAAAUUUCAGGUGAAUAAUUUCUGAAUCGGAGCAGAAACCCUAAAUUCCGCAUGGAGGAGAAUCGGUGGACGGCGAUCAGAGAAGAUACGGAAGUAUUUCUGUUUUACAUGAGUGGUGCGAGGAGGGAACUUGAUCAAUUGAGUGCUCUUCAGUUGCAACUCAAUCCGAUGAAGAAAGAUACCGCGAUCGGAGAAACCGAAAUCGGUUCAAUUGAAGAAGCCAUUGAUCGGCAGAAGAGCGUGUGCGAGUACUGGCAAAAGAAAUCGGAUGAAAAGGAAGCCGAAUUGCAUCGCAAGAUUGAAGCUUUCUCCACGUCCAAGUGGGUAAAGAUUUUGAAGCCAGCUGAUCUGUCGGCAAUUCUGACGGUGAGAAAGAAUUUUCCGGCGAAGAAGCUUAGAUUCUGUUUGGGGAGGAAAGCUCGAGAUGUCGAAAGCAUCCAGCGAUUCGCGGAGGAGUUGGGGAUUGGAGUUAUGACAGUUGGCGUGCUUUAUGAAUUGGCUGAAGGGAAGUUCGAUGUUGUAUCGGAACCCGAGUGCCGUGCUCUACAAUUCACGUAUUAGCGGAGGUGGACUUGUUGAGAAAGUAGAUUGCGACAAAAGUACGAUAGAUAACUUGAAGGCGUGUGGAAAUUUCAUAACCGGACCUUCAACCAAAAUUCAGUGUUGAUUCUUUGAUUCUUGCAGAGGAGCUUAGUCAUACGAAAGUUUUACAUAUGUUCGUUUUUCGGGAUGUUAUCUUGUAAUUAGGCUGAUGUUUCUCAACUUUCUUUUUCCAGUAGUCGUGAUUUUAAUAUUUUCAAUAGUAAUUAGGCAUCAUCAACUCAUUAUUCAGCUGUUGUUUUCUGCUUCUUAGUCAUUAUACUCAUAUUGGGCCCUCAAAAGUAAAAAUUUACAAAUCCACUUAAUUG
Messenger RNA from Erythranthe guttata (spotted monkey flower), 1009 nucleotides. RefSeq lists its product as uncharacterized. The record is from RefSeq and is a predicted model, not a curated record. NCBI's taxonomy places the organism in Eukaryota, Viridiplantae, Streptophyta, Magnoliopsida, Lamiales, Phrymaceae.